CCUUAUUAGAACUACAAUUCCCAUAAUGCACCAGACCGCUAGUCCGCCACGGGAUUGCCAGAAUUCAGGACACACCGCAGACACUUUCUUAUCAAACUAUUUAGCGGUGCACAGGUAUGAGAGAGAAAAAAUCACUACUACCAGAAACAUAAACAUUAAACACUUUAUCCAAAUCGAGAAUGACGGAUCGAGCAAACAAUUUCCCACCUCUGCCAAAGUUUAUGCGCAUAAAGCCAUGUUUUUACCAGAACGUGGCUGAGGAAAUCCCACAGCCCUACCAGCUGCUUGUGCGUCGAGUUUACAAUCUUUGGAUGUUGUACUGUAUCACACUAUGUGUUAAUGUGGUGGCCUGCAUAGCCUGGUGGGCUGGCGGUGGUAACGUGGACAACUUUGGGUUUGCGCUUCUCUGGCUGCUGGUUUUCAGCCCAUGUAGCUACACCUGCUGGUUUAGGCCACUUUAUAAAGCAUUCCGGGCUGAUAGUUCCUUCAACUUCAUGGCAUUCUUCUUCAUUUUCUUUCUGCAAUGUGUCCUUGUCUUCAUUCAAAGCCUUGGAAUAUCAGGUUGGGGUGCUUGUGGUUGGAUUGCCACAGUGGCAUUUUUUGGCACGAAUGUAGUCUCGGCUAUAUUCAUGCUCAUCUGUGCUCUGCUCUUUACCAUAGAUACAGCUCUAAUGGUUUUCAUUCUCAUCAAGGUUCAUCGUCUGUAUCGCGGUGGAGGAGGCAGUUUUCACCAGGCACAGGAAGAAUGGAGCACGGGUGUGUGGAAAAGUGCCCCUGUGAGGCAAGCUGGAUUCAACGCCAUCUCUCAAACUGGCCCCAGCCUGCCCUAGUAUCCAGCCGCUGUGCCCAAUUACCCAGAGAGCGGACCCUGGUGAUACUUUAUCUGAACUACAGGUGGAGCCAGAGUACCACUGGUUGUCUUAACAGUAAAGGGGCAGUUUGCAGUGGGAUGUUACCUUUUCCAGA
This is a messenger RNA of Carassius carassius (crucian carp), 966 nucleotides long. It is a transcript of the gene scamp4, whose product is annotated as secretory carrier membrane protein 4. Bases 180 to 830 code for a protein of 216 amino acids. Gene Ontology annotation, cellular component: recycling endosome membrane; trans-Golgi network membrane. NCBI's taxonomy places the organism in Eukaryota, Metazoa, Chordata, Actinopteri, Cypriniformes, Cyprinidae. The record is from RefSeq and is a predicted model, not a curated record. The transcript has 7 exons. Gene Ontology annotation, biological process: protein transport.